Molecule: messenger RNA, 1425 nt
Organism: Penicillium cosmopolitanum
Lineage: Eukaryota; Fungi; Ascomycota; Eurotiomycetes; Eurotiales; Aspergillaceae
Exons: 3
Coding region: 1-1425 (474 amino acids)
Source: RefSeq, a predicted model, not a curated record
AUGGCAGGCGAAGAGCUCCCUCAAUUUGAAAAUAAACGUCCAGCUAAUAGCUCCGUCAUCGGAUUUUGGCACGUUAAAAGGAAACGACAAGCGGGUCAAUUGGCCGGCACGUACUCGAUCGGAGAUAUGGAUUCGACAUUCACCCCACCAUUGGCUCCAAAACCCUCUCAACCCAAGCUGCGGCCACGACAAGAAAGAUGGAGGGCACCUGGAGCCAAGGCCAUUGAAGAUCCCGAGCAAGUGCCGGAUGGAUGGAACCCGGAUGAGCCAGACCUUGAUCCCGAUGACAUAGUGGGCCAGAUUAGAAGAUGUCACGAGAGAAUCAAAGACAAUAUAAUGCCUAAGUUCUUCCAGACAAGAUUAGAGAACUAUGAAAAGAGACGGAAGGAUGAUGAAAAACUGAGAGAGGGCUUACCGGCGGGGCUUGACUGGAACGUUGUGCUGCGUAUAAAUUCCCUCAUAAACAUCAAGGAAGCUCUUGAGGAUAAUGGUGAUCCGGAUAAGGAGAUCCCCAACAUCCGGGCUAUGCUUGAUGAGUAUAUAGCUGGAUCGCUGAGCUGGAUUCCUGGUAAAGUUACCUACUGGGGGCGGGGAGAGCGUCUUACUCCAGCGAAAGACUUCACCUGGGAAGAAUGUGAAAGACUUGCGCAGAAUUACUCAGCCACCCAGGGCUUCUGGGUAGAAGGCAUUACACCACUGGAAACCGGGCUUCGCGCACUGACGACAAUUCCGCAGUCGGCAAGACAAAACGGUGAACAUUAUUUAAACAUUGCAAUACUUCCCCCGGGCGGCGGUAUCCCGCUUAAACUUGACUUUAUAGACGAUACUGGAGCCGAUACUCUAUCGAUAUUUGAAGGUGAUUUAGAACAAAUGCUUCAACUAAAUCCGCGCAGUAGUACUACAACUCUUGGAUGGGCUGAGUGCUCAACAGUCAGUCAUACAGUAUGGUGGCGAGUAGUCGAGCUAACUUUAGCUUUAACCGACCCCGAUACUCCAGAUGGCUAUUUAAUGCCUUUUAUCAACGUGAUCGCCACUGUGCAAGCUGGCAGCGGUCGACCUACCUUGAGGCUAAGCGGCAGGGUGGUGAGAGAUGUGCUUUUCAGUGCUACUUCUCCCAAUGGAAACAGAGAACUGUAUCUCACUUCCAAGAAGUCCGAUCUCACAAAAAUUCCUGACACAACCCUCCCAAUCACACAUAGGUGGAGGCAAGAUCGAGGUCCUCAGUUACAGAUUGUGGCAAGCCCUCCACCUGGUGCAAAUCUAGGUGGUACAGGCACAGGUGCGGGUCGUGGUGGUCGUACUGGUCGUCCUAUUGCUCGUGGCCGUGCUCGUGGCCGUGGACGUGGCGGCGGUGGUACAGGUGGUGCAGGUGGUAAUACUGGUGCAGGUGUUGCUGGUGGUCGUCGUCGUAUUGUCUUCUGGUGA